Letharia columbiana is the source of this 615-nucleotide messenger RNA. RefSeq lists its product as uncharacterized. The record is from RefSeq and is a predicted model, not a curated record. NCBI's taxonomy places the organism in Eukaryota, Fungi, Ascomycota, Lecanoromycetes, Lecanorales, Parmeliaceae. The transcript has 2 exons. The coding region runs from base 1 to 615 and encodes 204 amino acids.
AUGCUUCAGGACCGUGACGAACUCGCCCGCAUACAGAGCGAGGUCAAUAAGAUCCGUAUCCGUCGCCAGUCGGCUGCCCCUACCAUACACCAGCCCGUACCCCAAGCCCCCAUAUUACCGGCCCAUCAGCCGUUCCUAUUCGCUCCACCUCCCCAGCCGUCACCUAUACCUCUCCAGGCCCCACAACCAACUUUGGCCCUGCCGCAGCAGAGAACGCCAACACCGUCUGAGACGGAAGCAGUGCCGCGUCGCUCCUUCUUAUACCAAGGUAAUAACCCCAUGAUAGCUCCCCUUCUUCUUCGUUUCAAAGCGGUGGACCUGAAAUACAUCAAACAAAUCUACCAUGGGCCGGUGAUACGUAUGACGGUGUUGGCGUUCUCUGCUGCGGCAGGGCCAAAGUUGGUUGUGGGGCCUGGAGAGGGCUUGGGGUACGGGCUGGUAUAUAGGGGAGGCAGCCGACUGGCGACGGGUACGGAUCUCAUUAUUGACCUCGCUCUGUAUGCGGGCGAGUUCGUCACGGUCCUGAAGCAUGUUGUUUUCGUCGGCCUGUUCCCGUUCGAGUUCCUGACGGGCGAAUUACAACUGAACGGUGUAGGGAUUAAGGACCGGGUCUGA